Messenger RNA from Volvox carteri f. nagariensis, 1182 nucleotides. RefSeq lists its product as uncharacterized. The transcript has 10 exons. Bases 1 to 1182 code for a protein of 393 amino acids. The record is from RefSeq and is a predicted model, not a curated record. Lineage: Eukaryota; Viridiplantae; Chlorophyta; Chlorophyceae; Chlamydomonadales; Volvocaceae.
AUGGGCUGUUCUUUUCAAGUCCUACGUGCUGUACAGCACAUGUGCAACCGCAAGCUCAACGAGCAUGGGUGCAUGCUGCGUGUGCUUACACGCACGUACGACAUAAAGGUUAUCAAUAUCCCCUUAUCCGACAAGCGGAUCACCGCAACUCAGUGCAAUAAGCUCAAGCAAGGCGGAAGGUGGUGCACAAUGUGGGCGGAAGUAAGGGUCAACAAUGAUCCUUAUGUCCUUAUGCCAGAAGUAAACGAUGGGACCUUACAGCGGCGCUGCCAGCACCGAGCGAGGCGCGCGCUGCUCACCCUGGAAUAUCUCACAGUUGUUUCACUGCUGUCCUCUACGCGCUGCGGUGCCGAGUACGACUUCUCCGGUUAUGAUCCCAUGGCCGAUGCAACUGUCGUACCUCUACAGGGCCAACUGUUGUACAGGACGACUCAUCCAAACGGCACGUGGGUCCUUUCCGUGGAUAUGGACAAUACCUACAAACUGCCAAGACAGCCCGUAAAUUCCGAGUUGGGUGUGGCUGUCUCUCCGGGACUCCGGAUUGCGCUUGUGCUGUGUGGAUUCUUUGAGCAGUUGGCCGUUGUACCUGUUGGUUCGGAGGUGGCCCCGACCUUGCUGUUUGUCGUGCUGGGUUUCGUCAUCCGUAUCCCUGCUAACUGCGUUGCGUCCAAGCAGAGCGCAAACACCUGCGUAGACAUUACCGACGUGCGAAUGGCAGCAGCGGGUUUGCCAGUGCUGUCAGCCACCAACCAGACCAUCAGGCUGCUCGUGAUUGUCCUGUCACUAAAUGCCACAUCUAGCUGCGGCGCUCAACGCGGAGCUUCGGUGGAAGAUGUCCGGAACGCGUUCCUCAGCCCUGGUGGCUACGCGGAUUUCCUGGGAAACUGCAGCUACGGCAAGAUGGUGCUGGACAGACAGGCGCUGACGGUUGUACCUCAGACCGGACUCUGCUCGCAACUGAUUAUGUCCUGCAAUGUGGAUUACAUUUCCACGGUAUCGCGGCGAAGAAUCCCUAAAGCGGCUAUGAAUGUUCCAAGCCCCGUGUAUACUCACCUGGCCUACGUGCUGCCGAACGGUACUCUCCAAGCUUGCCAAUGGUCGGGCUUGUCGGAACUUCCAGGAAAACAGAGCUGGUUCGCAGAUCACCCACAGGUGAUGACGAUUGCGCGCGUGGCGGGCUAA